Messenger RNA from Pelagomonas calceolata, 1430 nucleotides. The record is from the annotation of a GenBank genome assembly. Lineage: Eukaryota; Pelagophyceae; Pelagomonadales; Pelagomonadaceae.
GCUGCUUGCGUAAUCCGAUCCACUUUUGUGCGUUCUAGAGGCCGCAGCGGGCUCGUGUGGCGGCCUUGAUUUGGCCAGCAGCUCGGAGAGCACAGCGGCCUGAGACGCGGAGUGCUCGCCCAAAACGCCCCACAGACAUUAAUCUGGGAAGAACCCGGCGGUGCUGGAGAUUGCCACUGGGUGUAUACGAAAGCUCGAGUACCGCUUGGCGAUCUUGGAUAGCGCCCGGCGGCAAAAACGCUGCGCACAGCAUGCAGAGCGCCCGGGCAGUGCGACGCGCGAUGCGCUCCGCACACCGCAGCGCUCACGCCAGGCACCCAGGGCACCUCACGCGGCGCGGCACGCGUUCCGGUGCGGCAUUUUCCGUCACGACGACGACGGACGGCGCCGGCGUCGCGGCCGCGACCGCAUGCGCAGCGGCCGCCGCCGCGCUACUGCUGCGCGACGACGCCGCAGAUGCACACUGCGACGCCCAAACCUUCGCGGGCCAGUGGGCCGCCGUCGUGACCGAAUUCGACGCCUCCGGCGCGGCGUCGACGAAGAACGUCGAUAGGUACGCGGCGCACCUGCGGCGCGAGGGCUGCGUCGGCGUCUUCGUCUGCGGCACGUCGGGCGAGAGCAUGUCGCUGAGCGUCGGCGAGCGCGAGCGGCUCGCGGAGGCCUGGGCGGCGAGCGGCGCGCGCCACGGGCUGCGCGUCAUCGUCCACGUCGGCUGCGACGCGUUGCUCGACGCGGAACGGCUGGCGCGACAUGCUGCCUCGGUGGGCGUAGAUGGCGUGAGUGCAAUGGCGCCGCGCUUCGUGAAAUGUGAGAACGCCGACGCCCUGGCGGCGUACUGCGCCGCCGUGGCACGCGCGGCCCCGGCGACGCCGUUCUUCUACUACCACUUCCCGCUGGCCACGGGCGUCGCCACGAAGCCGUCGCAGCUCGUGCGCGCGGCCUUGGCGCGGAUCCCGACGUUCGCGGGCAUGAAGUACAGCGACGCGGACAUGUGGGAGUACGGCGAGUGCUGCGACGCGGACGCGGCCGGUCGGCUGGCGUUCCUGCCGGGCUUCGAGGCCCAGACGCUCGCGCACCUGCCCUACCACCCCCAGGACGCGUACGGCGCCAUCUCGCUCUCGUUCUCGGUGUUAGCGCCCCUGCACCGCGACGUGGCCGACGCUUUUUAUGGACAACGCGGCGCCGAGGCGCACGCCCUCCAGGCGACGUCGCGCGGCUUCUUCCGCGCGGUGACGCCGUUCGGCUGGACGCAGGCCGUCAAGCUCGCGCUCGUCGACCGCGGCGUCCUCGACUCGCCGCUCUGCCGCGCGCCGUCGCGGAACCUGUCGCCCGACGAGCGGGGCGCGCUGCGGCGCGUGUUCCGGGACCUCGCGAAACGCGAGCCCCGGUAUUUUGGGGGGCUCGUCGGGGACUAAAAAGUUGUGUAAGAC